CCAAAUUGGGAUGAGCUCAUUCUUAAACUUCCCUGCAAACCAGAGCAGUGGAGGCAACUUAGUAAGAACCGGUCCACACAAGAAAAAAUCGGUCUACUCAUCCACCAGGUCUACGGCGGUGGCAAAAUAUCAGAACUCGAGGUUCCUGAGAGCGAAGGGCCAGAUGAUUCGAACCUCGGCCAACAGGAGUCUGGUGAGAACGGGAAAAUCCAGAUGGGGUCAUUAACAACAAGCAGCGCGAAAGGGAAGCAAACAGAGUCUCAACUUUUGCCGUUGGCCCUGCUCGAGGGCCUAGAGCCCGGAUCAGAUAAGGACACUAUUGAGGAAGCAGUGCGCACGUUAUCAGUCAACAUUGACUUUGCAAAGAAAGCCUCUGAAGUUGUGGUGCGAAGUGCCAGGAGUGACAAGGUCGAAAAGUCGGAGGCAUCGGAAAAGUCAGAUAUACAGACUUACGAGUAG
Molecule: messenger RNA, 459 nt
Organism: Protopolystoma xenopodis
Lineage: Eukaryota; Metazoa; Platyhelminthes; Monogenea; Polystomatidea; Polystomatidae
Source: the annotation of a GenBank genome assembly